Molecule: messenger RNA, 2067 nt
Organism: Xyrauchen texanus (razorback sucker)
Lineage: Eukaryota; Metazoa; Chordata; Actinopteri; Cypriniformes; Catostomidae
Product: E3 ubiquitin-protein ligase Siah2-like
Exons: 2
Coding region: 68-1186 (372 amino acids)
Biological process (GO): multicellular organism development; proteasome-mediated ubiquitin-dependent protein catabolic process
Cellular component (GO): cytoplasm
Molecular function (GO): ubiquitin conjugating enzyme binding; ubiquitin protein ligase activity; zinc ion binding
Source: RefSeq, a predicted model, not a curated record
GAUGAGACUGUCUAUCAAAGCUCCUUCGUCCAAUAGACUCAUUCCUCGCUCUUAAACUGUGGCGGCCAUGUUGUAUCCGCGGGGUAUUGGAGAACCAUCGCACGGAACGGAGUCUGUCUGGCCUCUGUCGGGAGUGUACCGGGGGGUUCUCGGGCUUGAACUCGUCUGGGUUUUACAUCAUUAUAGAUCUACACUCCUCGCUAUGAGCCGUCCGUCCUCUGCGGGUGGUGCGGCCGGAGGACUCGGAGCUGGUAAAGCAGGAGGAAGUAAGCAUGGAGGCUCCGGGGGAACGACCGCCUCUGCUGCCACCGCCGCAACCGCUGCUGCCGCCGCCGCCGUCGCCGUAGGGGUAUCCGGCUCUGUCGCGGGUUCCGGUUCUGUCCCUACGGCCGCUGUAGCCCUUCCAGCCGCUCCCCUACCAGGACAAUCAGCCGAACUAACAGCGCUGUUUGAGUGCCCGGUGUGUUUCGACUAUGUGCUGCCUCCGAUACUGCAGUGCCAGGCUGGGCAUCUGGUGUGUAACCAGUGUCGCCAAAAGCUCAGCUGUUGCCCGACCUGUCGUGGCCCUCUGUCGCCGAGCAUAAGGAAUUUGGCCAUGGAAAAAGUUGCAUCCACUCUGCCGUUUCCGUGUAAGUAUGCUUCGGCUGGAUGUCCUCUGUCUCUACACCACACCUUGAAACCGGAGCAUGAAGAGGUGUGUGAGUGCCGCCCGUACACUUGCCCCUGUCCAGGGGCCUCCUGCAAGUGGCAGGGCUCCCUCGAGGCUGUCAUGCCACAUCUCAUGCAUGCCCACAAAUCCAUUACCACCUUACAGGGGGAGGACAUUGUCUUUCUAGCCACAGACAUCAACCUGCCUGGGGCUGUCGACUGGGUUAUGAUGCAGUCGUGCUUCGGCCACCACUUCAUGUUGGUUUUAGAGAAGCAGGAGAAAUACGAGGGACACCAGCAGUUCUUUGCCAUCGUGCUACUCAUUGGCACGCGAAAGCAAGCAGAGAACUUUGCCUACCGCCUAGAGUUGAACGGAAAUCGCAGACGGCUCACAUGGGAGGCAACUCCACGCUCGAUCCACGAUGGCGUAGCAGCGGCCAUCAUGAAUAGUGACUGUCUUGUAUUUGAUACUUCUAUUGCCCACCUAUUUGCCGACAAUGGUAAUCUGGGUAUUAACGUUACCAUCUCCAUGUGUUGAGGUGGCAGCCUAAGCCCGAGAGAUGGCUUUUCCCAGCAGCGGAAACCCUGGACAACUGCUGCUCCCUUUCAGACAGGAGACUCUGAAGGUAACAAGUGGGAUAUGUAUACAUUAGUGUAUAUUUCUGUUCAAGACUCAUCCACUCAAAAAGCGCACACUAAAGUUUCACUUAGCUUACUAGAUGGAGGACAGGGGUUCUUCUUGAGAUAAAGAGGAGUUUGAGUGUGCAGGUGUUGGCAAUCAAAGGCAUUGGAGCAAAUGAGAUUUUCACUUGCACGGCCCAAAGAUACCAACACCUUACCUUUCACAACCAUCUGACUAUGCCCACUGUAGAGUCUGGGUAUGGAUGGCCCUUUUAGUAUCUGGAAUGACCUCCGUUAAGCCCAAAAUUCACAGAAACUUGUCCAGCUGGCCUAGCUUCACAUAAAUCAAGAUCAUCUGAUCAGUCGGGUCUUGGCUUGAAAGUGGCACAUUUGUCUUAGAAGCUUACAAGACCUACAAGAACAAAAAUGCAUUCACUGCUUUGCUUUGGUUUUUCCCAUGGGAUAUCAAAUGGAACUUUGACAGUUGUACAUGGCAAUGUAAAUGGUAAACUUGUGAAAUGUCUUGAUGAAAUAGAGUGCCCAGUGCUGACAGUGUGCAUGGUGGAAAUAAAAUUCACUUGUAAAAAAAAAAAGACUACCUAGCCACCAUGUUUGUGAGGCACGAAUCUGACCUCUUCACAAUGAUUAUCUCUUGAAUCAUUUUAAUAUACCUGUCCUCACUUUUGCAAAUGAGGAUAUUUGUUAAAACUGAUUAAGUUCUUGAUUAUCACCAAGUAGAUCAGAUGUUGAUCAUCAUCUACAUAAAAUGCUCUUUCAGAUCUUCUCUUGCCCUUGAUC